UCUUGGUGUAUAAGACAUCUGGACCUAAACCACUGUGGUGACUUAAAUUACCUCUCUACACCUAAUUAAGCCAUUUUACAGUUAAACCGUAGUUAGAAGGCAGAAAAUAAGGUAAAAAUUGAAGAAAUAAGAGAAAUAUGAAGUUGUGCGCAUAACAAGGUUCAGCUGUGGAUGUUUCCCGCGUUAUUAAGGACACGAGAACAACGUCUACUAUAACUAUCGUCUUUACUGGUGUGUGGAUAUGAGCCAUGGCUGAUGCGUUACUACAUGCAGAGUUGCUGGCCGCCUGCUCUGCCCUGGGGUACAGCGAUGGGGUCAAGUACUACAAGGAGGCCGACUGUCUGGAGACGAUAAAGGAUCUCGUCCGUUACCUGAGGAAGGACGACGAGAGCCACGAGACUCGGCGGGUGCUGGGCGAGACGAGGGUGGUGCAGACGGACCUCCUCCCCAUAAUACGAGACCACGGACAGGAGGCCGAGCUGUUCGAGAUAACCGUACGUCUCCUGGUGAACCUGACCAACCCGGCCCUCCUGCUGUUCCGCGAGGAGCUGCCGGAGGAGAAGGUGACGAGGCAACAGUUCCUGCAGCUGAUCUCACAACAGCAGGGGUACAAGGGGGCCUUCAUAGAUGACAAGUUGUGGGGUGUGUUGGUGGGGAGGCUGGGUGAGCUGCUCCAGUUGGAGUGGGAGGAGCGUCAGGAAGAGGACAAAAUGCUCAUAGAGAGAAUCCUCAUCCUGGUGCGUAACGUGCUGUCCGUCCCCGCCAGCCCCGAGGAAGAGAAGAGGACCGACGACGACGCCUCCGUCCACGACCAGGUGUUGUGGGCCCUGCACCUGUCUGGUUUUGAGGACCUGUUGCUGUACGUCGCUUCAUCGGAACGGGAGCAGGAGCUGUGCAUGCACGUUCUAGAAAUUAUUUCCCUCAUGCUGAGAGAACAAGACGCAUCACAGUUGGCGGCGGCGGACAUUGGGCGCUCCAGGACGGAGAAGGAGAGGGACCAGAAGGAGCUGCUGGAGCUGCGUCAGAGGGAGGCGGCCUACAGGCGGCAACGCAAGAACAAACACUAUGGAGCUCGGCACUCCAGGUUCGGGGGGACGUACUACGUCCAGAACAUGAAGAGCAUCAGCGACCGCGACCUCAUCUCCCAUCGGCCUCUGACCGACCUGAGAAGUCUCGACCUCGACCGUGCCAAGCGACCCAAGAAGAUCAACAAGAACAAUGAGCCGCUGAUCGAUUGCAGCGUCACCAGGAGGUCGACGCUGGCCAUUAGACUCUUCCUGCAGGAGUUCUGCGUGGAGUUCCUCAACGGGGCGUACAACAGCAUCAUGUACGCGGUGAAGGACAACCUGGACAGGGCUCGGGCGCAGGACCACGACGAGUCCUACUACCUGUGGGCCAUCAAGUUCUUCAUGGAGUUCAACAGACACCAUCAGUUUAAGGUUGAGCUGGUGAGUGAGACUCUCAGUGUUCAGACAGUCCACUACAUACAGACCAACCUGGAGACUUACUACGAGACCAUGACCACCGACAAGAAGAAGAUCCCGCUGUGGUCGCGUCGUAUGCACAGGGCACUCGGGGCCUACCGGGAGCUUCUCUCGACUCUGGCAGCCAUGGACAGAUCGGAGAGUGAAUCCGUCCGAGAGUCUUCGAAGGUCCUCGAGUCCAAAGUGUUCUAUGUGGUGGAAUACAGAGAACUGGUCCUAACUCUCUUACAGGUCUAUAACCCGAAGAAGAUGACUCCGACCUACCUGAAGGACUUGAUAGAGACGACUCACAUAUUUCUGAAGCUGCUGGAGGGAUUCUGCGGCAAACGUAAGCGCCUGAUGGUGCAAAAGGUCAAGAAGGUCGGCAAGAAGAAGACCGCUACCAAGAAGACGACCGACGGUCAACUCACGGAAGAUAAACUACAGGACCUGUGGGACGAGAUGUCCUCGGAGUUAUCGGCGGUGGUGCAGGGCGAGGCGGGCGACCUGCCGGACACCAUCCCCUUUGACACGCUCUCUGAGGCGGCCGAGGAGGACCAGAAGGAGUCUGCCAUGAGGAGAAUAAACAAACUAUUGCGUAACAAAGAGAUGGCCGAAGCGGUGUCUCUGAUGCGGUCCUCCCGGGAGGUGUGGCCGGAGGGAAAUAUUUUUGGCCCCGACGGCAUGGAUGCCUCGGAGGAGUUUCUGGCGCUGCGGGAGAUAUUUAUGGCCGACCUCAACCCUGCGGAGGGGGAAGAGCCUCCAGAGGAGGAGUACGACGAGGAAGAGCAGGAGGAGGAGGAGGAGGUCAGGGUGCGGAUCACGGAACAGGAGUUUGACUUCCUCGGCUUUCUGCGCCGCUUCGCCAACACCAAUGUGAUGCAGUCGUACGGUCGGCUCUUUAAACGAUACCAGAGUAAUUCCGCGCACACCAACCACUGCAUACUGAAGAUGUAUCACCGCAUCGCCUGGGACGCCAAACUCCCAGCCAUUUUCUUCCAGGCGUCGUUGUUUUGUGUGUUUCAGCGAGCCAUGGAAGACCCCAGGAGGAGUUCGGACGAAUCCGUCAGGGAGAUCGGCAAGUUCGGCAAGUACAUCUUCCGGCAGUUCCUCAAAGUGGCGGAGAACAGCACCAAGGUGUACGUGGAGCUGCUCUUCUGGAAGACCAACAGAGACGCCGUCGAGAUAGAGUGCGGUUACGAGGAACAAGGCGGGAAAGUCGCCACGAAGAAGGCGUGGAGAGAGGAGGAGGAGGACGAGCUGCACCGGCUCUUUGAGGAGUUCAAAGACGUUCCCGCCGAGGAGAGAGUCGGCAAGGACACCGUCGACCUCAUCCUGCAGAACCUCAUCAACCAGACCAGGACGCGACGGAUGGUCAUCAAGAAGCUGAAGGACAUGGGACUAGUCACCCACAUCAACGAGGUAAAACGUAAACCUUUAAAACUCAAGUGUCCCAGAGUUUGGUCGGAGGAGGAGGAGGAAGAGUUGAAGAUGCUGUUUGAGGAACACAAAGGUGCUAUGGACGUGGUGGGCAGGAUCAUGGACAACACCAUGGAGAAGAGACCGAAGCACCGCAUCAUAGAGAAGAUCCUGGAGCUGGGUCUGGUGUCUGACAGGAAGGAACUGUAUAAAAAGAGACCCACUAAAGCCAAACCCAGAGUGGACAUGAGAUCUCGGGGCGAGCUAUUCUUGGCCGCCAACCGAGGCAGCGAGAGUGACGACUCGGGCAGAGAGAGAGGUGACGAGUCCUUAGACGAGAGCCACGUGGCCAAGAAACCCUCGCGACGGCCGGCGUACGUCCCUCCGGUGGCCACUCCAGCGUUAAUAUCUCAAGCACUUAACGCUGUUCUGGAAGGCAACAUGCAGGAAGCGGUGGAGUGGAUGGCCGGAAUACUGCAGGACGUGGCGGACGAUCGUGAGGAAGACGGCGACUUUGAGCCGGUCCCAGUUCUUGCCAUCACAGCGGCCUGUACCGACGCCAUGGAGGACGACGCCUUCCAUAAGCUCCUGAAGCUCGUGGGGAUCCGGCCGCCUCAGUCUCACGAAGAGAUGUUCUGGCGCGUACCGUCGCGGCUGUCUGUCGCCGCACUGCGUGAUAGAGCCCAGUAUCUGAGGCAGGGGAUGGCUGGCGGCAUUAUUGACAUGGAGAAUGCCGACGUGCCUCUAGAGCCUGUGGAGGAGGAGGAGGAAGACACAAAGAAGAAAAAGAAGAAGAGAUCGUCAAAAGAACCAAAGCGUAAACAGUCUAAACCGAAGACUCCGAAACGUAAUAAAUCUCCCGAGAACAACAACUUGCAAGAUGAUUUCUCCGACUCGGAGAACUUGGACCCCGAGGAUAAGGAAAACUUUAAUCGUAAACCUCGGGCGAGCGGCGGUGACGACGGGAUGGUCCCACUGGCGGCCCGCACACCACAGAGAGUUGAGGACUCCAGCGAUGAUGAUAUACCUCUUACCUUCCUCUCUGGUGACCCGACUCCUUCCUCAUCAAAGGCGCGCGGCCCGAAGAGACGAAUCGUGAGCGAUCCCGAGAAGAGCGACGGGAAUUCAGAAAAAGCGUCCACGCGCGGUAAGAAGAGCAAGAAGAAGAGGCGAUUAAUCCUGAACGACGAUUCCGACGAGGAGGAGGGGGAGGUGGAGGACAGCCCCGUGGUAGAGAGUCACGCCCUCGUCCUCCGUCUAGACACGGAGUCGACGGAAACGGAAAAGCGAGCCGGAGGCAUUGGCUCCACGGUCGACAGAGCCACACAGAAGCCUUCACAGAGUAGGCGGAUGUUGGACUCGGAUUCUGAAGGUGAAAAUAUUCCAUCAUUCAGUGAAAAACAAAGACCGAGAGCCAUAAUAGACAGUGAUGAUGAAUAACUUACUUAGAUAAAUAAUGGAAUGAACUCAAGUGUGAAUAUUGUGAGGCUGUGUUUUAAUUAUUCUUUUGUCAUUGAUGCAGAAUAAUAUUGACAUUUUAAAGGUUUCUCGUGUCACUUGAAGAUUAAGAACCCCAUUGUUUAUUUUAUCUGAUGAUUAAACCCUAACUUAAACCUAACCAAACUACCCUACCUUACUUUAACCUAACCUAGCCCCCUCCAGGUUGUGUAAAGGUGUUAAAUCAUCUGGUAAAAUAAUCUAUGGAGUUUUAUCUUCAAGUGUUCCAGUAUUUUUUCCUAUAUUUCAUUUAUUUAUUUUUUUAUAUUAAGAGAAUUAACUAAUAAUAAUCUUAAUGUCUCUACAGUUGAAUAAGGUUUAUUUUUGUUUGUGUAAUAUAAAAAAUAUUUCUAAAUAAAUUUACUAUUUUCUU
Molecule: messenger RNA, 4752 nt
Organism: Homarus americanus (American lobster)
Lineage: Eukaryota; Metazoa; Arthropoda; Malacostraca; Decapoda; Nephropidae
Gene: timeout
Product: protein timeless homolog
Exons: 3
Coding region: 249-4322 (1357 amino acids)
Biological process (GO): DNA repair; replication fork arrest; DNA replication checkpoint signaling
Cellular component (GO): replication fork protection complex
Molecular function (GO): DNA binding
Source: RefSeq, a predicted model, not a curated record